UUGCCCUCCAGUAUUACAGCAUUCCCUCAUUGCUCUGGAGCCGGUAUAUGCAGUAUCCAGCACGCAGCAAUGUACGGACACAAUGAGGCCGCCGUUCUCUUACCAGGCAAGCCUUGGGAACGCAGUGCUCCGUCGCUGCCCAAAACCAACAUGGCGGAACAAGCCUACGACUAUUGAAGUUUUUUUUUUUGUUUUGUUUCCGGAAGUGACGUGUUGAAAGGCGCGACGCUGCAUCUUUGCUUGUGUACUGGAUUGAAGCGGCACAGAUAAUAUACGGGAUGUCUCGUGAGAAAAUAAUCCGGGAUGCGCUCACAGAUUUCAUCCAAUCUCAUAUACCUAAUGCUGAUGUCAGUGCCAUGGAUGAAGUGUUCUUUUCCUAUGUCACUGGGGUUUUAGAAGAACUUGGAUCUCAGGACUCUUCAGAUGAAGAUUUUGACAUGGAAACUUUUAUGGAGAUGUUGGAAGGUUACAUUCCAGGAUUUGCUGAAAUUGGCAGUGAAAAAGUUUAUGAAAUGAUGUUUGAACUUUCUGGACAGUUGAGAGAAGCUCGUAGUAAGGAAAACUGUUCCACGGAAACAUCUGAUCCUCCACUGAUGGGAACGGAGUGCGAUCACAUCGAACUCGCAGAAAACGGGUUGCAUGUAGCUUCUGAAGGAGCUGAGGCCCAGGAAAAAGGUAAAACACAAGGUUAUGUAGAUGCGCUGUUAGAGAUGUUCCCAGCAUGUACAUUGUGUCAAGCCCAGAAAGUGCUCUCUAUGGCUAAAGGAAACCUAGAAGACGCUGUACAGAUUAUAGUGGAUGGGGAGGUUACUCUUGAUCCAUCAGAACCACAGGUAUUGCAAAAAAAAACAAAAAAGGAAGACCUGAAAGAAUUUAUUUUACAGAAAUACAUGUUGGUUGAUGACGAAGAUGACAAAAAAAACCACAGGCCUUUGAUGCCUAAAGAGGCCCCUAAGAAAAUGAUUCGAUACAUUGACAAUCAAGUGGUCAGCACAAAAGGGGAGAGAUACAAAGAUGUCAAGAAACCCGAGAGUGAGGAAAUGAAGAAAACCUACAUAAAUCUUAAGCCAGCGAGAAAGUACAAGUUUCACUGAGGUGGUAUAGCAGCGGGGUCUUCCCAGCUUCUGUUUAGUCUGGAGCCUGUGAUCACGAUGGGUAGAUACCAAUACACUCUGUAACAGAGAAGAGAACUUUCAGGAUUUAGCUCUGGUUUAUUCAUUUAUGGGGAGGGGUGGGUAUUUCUUUCACAAUAAAUAAGCAAUACAUAUCAGGCAGAAGAGACUAUAUACAUAAAUCUCUCAUGACUCUAUCUUAAGCCAUUUUACUUGGUGUCCAUUAGAUCUGAAACUAUUCAUGGUGCGUUACAUAUAAUUCAGUGCUGGCUCUCAGGAACUAAGUUCAUCUUUGUAAAGCUACCUUCAGUUGUUCAAGAAGAUACAAAGGUAUGAAUUCCAGUAGGUGCAAGGCAUUGGAAAAGCCUAGUAACACAGGACUUCUGUUACUCCACGAACAUUUCAAAACUUGUUGAUCUGAUUGGGUCUAAAUCCUGAGGCGCGCAGCGAUUGUGACAUAUAAGCCGGGGAAGUGGGGUGGCAUUGCAAUCCACUGACUGGCCAGCAGGCAGAUCUGACCUUUUCUCUGCAUAGAAGUCUAUGGGUAUAGAAACAUAUGAUGGAUCACUUAGAACCAAAUUGGGAAAAGACACUAAUAGGCCACACUUUGCUCCUUACCUUCAGGUGAUGUGCAACAUAGCCGCCUGAAUGCAUUUUAUUUUUUUUGUAAAGGACCCAGCUCAAAUGUGGCCAUCUAGGCCCUCUGUCCUCAAUUGUUGACUUUCACUUCUCCCUUGAUCCUGAAUCAGACCUAGAUGCUUUGUGGGAAAGCCUUUUACUGCAGUCCAUAAGAUGCUCUCUAUCAAGGUCCCUGGACAAUCGACUCUUGUUAAGAUGUGAGUUGUUCUUCUUUUAAAGGAUCAAAUGUUCUUGCAAAGCUUUGGUCCAGGAAAAAAACAAAAAAAAACCUUGGUUCUUUAAA
Molecule: messenger RNA, 2034 nt
Organism: Hyla sarda
Lineage: Eukaryota; Metazoa; Chordata; Amphibia; Anura; Hylidae
Gene: CUEDC2
Product: CUE domain containing 2
Exons: 9
Coding region: 279-1094 (271 amino acids)
Source: RefSeq, a predicted model, not a curated record